CUUUAUCUUUUUCCUUCCAUUGAUGACCAUGUGUUCUUUCAUAGCCUGCUCGUCGGAUGAUAUUAUGAUGAGACAAUAACACAAUGAAACAAAGUACCAAAUUUCUUUCGUAUACAGUAUAACAGGAAACCUAUCGGACAAAACUGCCCAAGUUAGGCAAAAAUGAAAUGAUGAUAAAAAUAGUAUCAAGCUCGAAAAGAAUGCUGUGAGUGAUAAACCCUGAUAUCCUUGAAUUCACCAUCAGUACAUAAUCGUAAGAAAACCUCGGCAUCCGGACCAUUUACUUUGUCUUUUGCUCCAAACCUUUUCAUUGCAUGAUCCGGACAGUACUGUGGGCGAGCUUCUGCGCGCUGGCUUAUGCUGGCAAUGUGACGUACAAUGUCAUUUCGUUGGAUCCAUCGGGACAUGUAGCGGUUAUUGUCGAUGAUACGAUCUAUAAGUUGCAACCAUCGGCUGUCACUCCGGUACUGUACACUGGCACGGCCCCCGUGGCGCAAAAUGGUUACCAGUAUGCUCGAUUGGAUGGCGACGACAUCAUUGAUCAAGAGUCAUUUAUCAGACAAGUGGCCAACGGUGAUACCACCAAUGAAUUUUAUAACCGUACAUUCAAUGUUCAAGAAUUACCACAGUUGCCCAAAAUUCUUGAUGACGUGCCUAUCAUUGAUCGCAUGAAGUCCCGGCUGCACAUAGAUGGAGUCAUCGCAACGUUUCAUUUUUCGGCUGAUCAAAGUGAGAUUGAGCGCAUGCAUAAUGACACGCUAAAAAACGUCAAAGUGAUCACGGACCUAACAUACAUCCGGAACGACGACAUUGAAACUAUUCCCGGAGUGGAACUUUAUCUGUCCGGACGAAGCUCCCGGUGGUUUUCCAAAGUAUCGUACAAUGUGAAAAUUCCCAAAGGGUAUUCCCUGUUCGGCUAUCGUCGACUGAAACUGCGAUCGCUUGCCACCGACCCGUCGUAUAUUCGCGAACAACUCGGCUACGAUGUAUUGCGUUCCGUGGGUUUGCCUGCAACCCAAUUUUCAUUCGCUAGGGUUGGUAUCAAUGGCCAACCGCUUGGACUCUUUGGAUUGAUCGAAGCUUACAAGAACCCUUGGUUAAAGAAUGAAUUCGCAGAUGGCAAAAAGUAUACACCCGGUAUCCUUUAUCAAGGAGGCAGCCCGUCGUUGGAAGGCAUGCUGUACUCACCACCGGCGGAUCUCGCGUUCCACGGGUACAAUGCGUCGGACUACGUCAACUUUAGGAUAUCAGAAGGCCCGAAGAAAAGUAAAGGAGAGCCGGAUUUUACACCUUUGAUCGAACUGGCCGAGUUCAUUGAUGACGCGCCGACCGAAGGCUCCGAUGCUGCGGCUGUUUGGGACGAAGAGUUGGAUACGGAAAUCGUCAUUCGAAAUAUGGUGAUAGAAAUUCUGCUAGGGUUUGCUGAUGGAUACAUCGUCAGCAGUAACAACUAUUUUCUGUACGAUAAUCCAGACGAUGAUCGGUUUGUUUACUUGCCUUCUGAUCUGGACAUGACAAUGGGUUCAACCUUUUUGGACUUUGCUCCCAUGUUGAGCGGCAACUAUGAAGACUAUCCUGGGUUCCUCGAACGGCCCCUGCUGAAACUGCUGUGGGUGCCUGAGUUCAGACACCAAUUCGAGAAAUUGCUUCUGAAAGUAUGUGAAGAAUUGUUAAAUCCUGAGGUUCUCAAUAGUCGCAUCGAUGCUCUUAUUGAUUUGGUGAGAGAAGACGUGGAAUGGGACAAAACACUACCGCGUUUAAACGACCGCUUUGAUUGGAAAUACAUCUUUGACAUUGUAUCGAAGCAUCCCAAUAUGGCUCCCGCCUACGACAACGGCACUAAUCAUCAAUUCAUUACACGCGUCUUUUCCGAAUCUGUAUCGCUGGACGAAGCUGUCAAUGGUCCCACCACUCAUGAAUCUCUUAUGAGCAUCAAAGAAUGGUUCGCCAUGAAGAUUGACGCCACUGUUACCUUUCUCAAAACUUACUCUUACGAUCUGUAAUCAUUCGCAUCUAUUCAUCAUUCAUUCAUUAUGUCAUUAUCAAUUUUUUUAUCUAUUUCUCAUUUUCAAAU
Molecule: messenger RNA, 2074 nt
Organism: Radiomyces spectabilis
Lineage: Eukaryota; Fungi; Mucoromycota; Mucoromycetes; Mucorales; Radiomycetaceae
Product: coth protein-domain-containing protein
Exons: 5
Coding region: 315-2003 (562 amino acids)
Source: RefSeq, a predicted model, not a curated record